GGCGCAGACAACGGGCCGGGCCGGGCCGGGCGGCAGCAGCGGCGGGGACCACCACGCGCAGGCGCGCACGCACGCGGCCUCCAACGCACCAGAGAGCGCGGCCAUGGCGACCAAGGAGAAGCUGCAGUGCCUCAAGGACUUCCACAAGGACAUCCUGAAGCCCUCGCCGGGGAAGAGCCCGGGGACGAGGCCGGAGGACGAGGCCGAGGGCAAGCCCCCGCAGCGGGAGAAGUGGUCCAGCAAGAUCGACUUCCUGCUGUCCGUGGCCGGCGGCUUCGUGGGUUUGGGCAACGUCUGGCGCUUCCCCUACCUCUGCUACAAGAACGGCGGAGGGGCCUUCCUCAUCCCGUACUUCAUCUUCCUCUUCGGGAGUGGCCUGCCCGUCUUCUUCCUGGAGAUCGUCAUCGCCUUGUCUUCUCUCUCCUCGGAAGGGGGGCAGCACCUGCUGGUGAGAAAGAUCUGCCCCUUGGUGUUUCCGGUGGAGUUCCAGGGCAUCGGCUACGCCUCCAUUGUCAUCGUUUCCCUCCUCAACAUCUACUACAUCGUCAUCCUGGCCUGGGCCAUGUACUACCUGAAAAACGUGCAGAGGUUCACGGAGCCUUAG
Microcebus murinus (gray mouse lemur) is the source of this 604-nucleotide messenger RNA. NCBI's taxonomy places the organism in Eukaryota, Metazoa, Chordata, Mammalia, Primates, Cheirogaleidae. The record is from RefSeq and is a predicted model, not a curated record.